This is a messenger RNA of Tachysurus fulvidraco (yellow catfish), 2585 nucleotides long. RefSeq names its product OTU deubiquitinase with linear linkage specificity b (gene otulinb). Gene Ontology annotation, molecular function: cysteine-type deubiquitinase activity. Lineage: Eukaryota; Metazoa; Chordata; Actinopteri; Siluriformes; Bagridae. Gene Ontology annotation, biological process: protein linear deubiquitination. Gene Ontology annotation, cellular component: cytoplasm. The coding region runs from base 319 to 1623 and encodes 434 amino acids. The transcript is spliced from 9 exons. The record is from RefSeq and is a predicted model, not a curated record.
AAAAGGUCUUCAAAACCGGAAGUAAAUUGCACCAUGAUGUCCAGUCAUAUUUAUACCGUCUCUGAUGUUGAAGAAAAAGCUACACGUCUGCACAAAGGGAGUAAACUGAGCCAUGAUAUUCACUCUUAUACUGUAUACACAGUCGUUAGUAACAAUCUUUUGUAGAAACUACAAUUCCCGACGUCACCUAUAAACCGGAAGCGACUCUUUUUGCGGCAUUUAGCAGGUUGUAGCUGACUUUGUUUACAUCUUAGCUUUCGUGGAUACUAAACCUAGAAGCUUGUCAAUGUGUCGGAGAGAUGCUGUGUGUUGUGCAACAUGCGUCCCACUGAGUCAUGUGUAAAAGAUGGGCGACAAAACAAAACCAGUGCUGGGACGUUAACACAGUGUCGCAAAGCUUCUGAAUCCUGCAGCAAGAGCAAGAAAUACAAGAAAGGACGAUCGUCUGUCAAGAAGCCCAGUCAAACUGUUCCGGCUGCUGCCAGUGAAAAGGAUCCAUCUAAAGAUGAAAAAAACAGAGAGAUGCCUUCAAGUAUAAAAGCAGCUCCUGAGAACGAAGUCAAGUGGUCAAAAGAAGUUAGUCAUCUGUGUCAGCGCUAUCCAGAGGAGAUGUCAGCCACAGACAUAGAUAACAGUGAGGAGGAUCUGUACAGGGCAGAAGAGGAAAUAGAACAGGAAAGACAGAAGAAGCAUACGGAAAGACAGCUGUCAAAAGCAGUUUCCGUGCCUAAUUCUGAGGACCAGAUCAGUGUGUCAGCUCCGGAAAGUCUGCUCUCCUACAGUCAGAGAGAGUGGAAAGGAAAAACCAACAAAAGUCACCUUAUCAGAAAGGGAUAUGAAGCAGUAGCCCAAAGGUUUGAGAGCCUGUGCAGAGUACGAGGUGAUAACUACUGCGCUCUGAGAGCGACCCUCUUUCAGCUCUUCAGUCAAUCGAACAAACUCAGUAACUGGCUGCAUGAUUCUGAAAAUGUUCAGCUGCAGUGUGUGCAAGAUUUGGUGGAAGAAUGGAUGUUUCCUUUUGAGAGCAGAGCUAAAGGAGGAGCAGUGGAACAGUUGGAACAAUGUCUGACUCUCCUGAAAGUUAGGUGGCAGGAGGCAGUACAGUGUAAGAGUUCUGCAGAGCGGGAACGUGUUUGCCAGCAACUGUUUGUGGGGGGCCGUGAAGAAUAUGAGCUGCUGGAGGCCCUGAAGUUUUUGAUGCUGAAGACAGUCAUUCAGCUACACUCUGACAUGCAAAAGGGCUCCAGGGUACCUGAGUUCUGCUGGCUACUUUUUGCCCGUGACACUUCCAAAUGUCCCAGGAGCUUCCUCACUAAUCAUCUCAGACAUGUGGGCUUCAGUGGAGGUCUGGAACAGGUGGAGAUGUUUCUGCUCGGCUACUCCCUACAGCAUACGCUUCAGGCCUUUCGGCUCUACAAGACAGACACCGAGGAGUUCAUUACCUACUAUCCAGAUGACCACGAGACAGAGUGGCCUUGCCUCAGCCUGGUCACAGAAGACGAUCGACACUAUAAUGUGCCUGUGCCUAAACAGUCCAAACUAGAAUUGACAAAACAUGACAAGGCAGUGAUGCCCAAAUGGAACAAGCCUUCAUGUGGAACAGGAAAAACUACACUUCUGUAGAGAAAAUCUGAACCAUCCAAUUGUUAUUAAGCUUCAUUAUUCCGGGUGAUUUUCGGCUACAGAUCUCCCAUUUUUUGUUAUAGAAUGCAGUAAAGGCUGAGGACUUUUUUUUUUUCCUUCUAAUAAAUAAUAGAUGAGUUAAUCAACAUGUGAAUAUGGAUGCCACUGAAAGACAUGCUUAAUCACAAAGUGUUUGCUAUACCAACACUCAGUACUAGGUGGUGCAACGUGACUUAGUGCUAUUGUUUGUCAUUGUGAUAACGACAGACGACACGGAACGACCGCAAAUCUGGAAGUAUUUCACGAUUAAUGAUGGCAGUCAAAUCAAAGUCAAAUCAAUAGACUCCUAUCAGUGCUCGGUGGAAAUAUCAUGAUAAGAAACCGCAUCUUCUUACAAGGAACCUGUUCACAUAUUUUAAAGAUAAAAUUCAGCACAAGAAGCACACAACAGCAAAUAUCGUAGACUAGCUGAAAAAAGUAUCCACAUUAUGUCGUUCUUGACAGUCAGCCGCUAUUGCUUAUUGGCAACGAGGCAUCCUGACGUAAUGAAGCCAAAAACGUUGUACGUUUUCCACACAGUCGUAUAUAGCACUUUUCUGAAGUGAAAAAAAGAAUCUGCUCUUCUCUAAAGCAAAGGUAACUAAUGUAGCAAUCUAAUGCACUUCAUUUAUUCAUUCAUGUAUGCAUGCUGGCAAAACCUUUUAGACAGAAAUCAAAACAUUAAUACUAGAAGCCAAUUCACACCCAACUUCAUUCAACUGAGUUUGUUUUUUGUUUUUUUCACCAACUUUCAAACUGGAAUUACUCCUUUCUUGAUUAAACAGAUCAUGUCCUUCACGCAGGAAAGUAAAUUUACCUAUUCCUAACUGAUAACUGAAUGCUGGAAUUGCAUAAACAAACUUAAAUCAAAAUGCACUGUUUGUCCUGUCAGUAGCUCAUAUAAGAAGUACAAAGUUGGGGGG